Messenger RNA from Procambarus clarkii (red swamp crayfish), 5559 nucleotides. Its product is annotated as selenoprotein N. The record is from RefSeq and is a predicted model, not a curated record. NCBI's taxonomy places the organism in Eukaryota, Metazoa, Arthropoda, Malacostraca, Decapoda, Cambaridae. Gene Ontology annotation, biological process: calcium ion homeostasis; skeletal muscle fiber development. Gene Ontology annotation, cellular component: endoplasmic reticulum membrane.
AACAAUACCAACAUCCGGCCAGGUGCAGCCCAGCCCAGACCAGCAAUGUGGCAGCACACAUUGUGGUGAGACUCCUGCUUCACCCUUGAUGAUGACCGGACGUCUCCACACUUCCCUCACCUGGGAGCCCACGGAUCACCUCCUGUUUCACGAUUUUGGAUUUGAUGCUGCCGUUUGGCACCCCUAUUUAACGGUCCGGAUUGUUACGACGCGGUCCGUCUAAUUACCACAAGCUAACACAAGCUACACAAGCUUCAGAAAGCUUCCUGGCAAUACGUUAGUAAUGAAUAAAUAUACAGCAGGAAUUAUCAGUAUAAAAAAAUGACCAAACUACGGAAGCGAAUAUCGGGUGCAGAUUUUAUAAAGUGUGGGAGCAGGGUGACGCCUGAUGGUGGAAGAACUGCUAUACCCCAGGACAAUGUUAAUUGGAGAGCUGCAGUACCCCAAGACAGUGACGGUGGAAUAACUGCUAUAUCCCAGGACAAUGUUGACUGGAGAGCUGCAGUACCCCAAGACAGUGACGGUGGAAGAACUGCUAUAUCCCAGGACAAUGUUGACUGGAGAGCUGCAGUACCCCAAGACAGUGACGGUGGAAGAACUGCUAUAUCCCAGGACAAUGUUGACCGGAGAGCUGCAGUACCCCAAGACAGUGACGGUGGAAGAACUGCUAUAUCCCAGGACAAUGUUGACCGGAGAGCUGCAGUACCCCAAGACAGUGACGGUGGAAGAACUGCUAUAUCCCAGGACAAUGUUGACUGGAGAGCUGCAGUACCCCAAGACAGUGACGGUGGAAGAACUGCUAUAUCCCAGGACAAUGUUGAUUAUCACCAUAGAGAGAAAGAUCCCAGGAAAGUAAACCAAAAUGGACAGCAUCAUAAAGGAAAAAUAUUGUGGGUUAUUAUUUUAGGUAUCUCGAUCACCAGUUUACUGUGCAUUUGGUCGAGUGUGGAAGAUGCUAGUCGUCCCAUCUGGAUGCCAGACACCACCAGAGGAGCUGAUCUGGUAACGGUUCACACGAACUUCACUCCCCUAAACCCUUCAGCAUUUAUAACCUUUCUUGACUCAGAAGAGUCAAGGAGGAGUUUGCAUGGUGUGCUGUCGUGGAAAGUGGCAUCAGUGUCAUGGUCAUGGAUACCGUGUAAGGCCUUUGCUGUCCUGCUGCCAGAGAAGGCUAGCGCAAAGGUGCCAGGCCAUGUUUGGAGACUCCUGCCAGAUAUCACACCAAACAAGUUUAUGUUCAGUUACAGAUAUGUUCCUCCCCCACCAUCAGGGCAUGUGGAAGAAUUUCUUUUUCAGCUGCUCUCCCUCUUCCAUCCACAACCCUUCCUGCUCUCCAGGUAUGGACCUCGAGGAGCAGCUGCCGUCGUCAGAGCCAGAAACAUUGACUGUUUAGAUAUAUGGUUCAGACUCCAUGCUGAAUACCAGCUCAACACUCCCCCACGACUACCACUCUGGUUCACUCCAGCAGCCUUUAUUGGAAGACUUAUCAUCAAUACCACAGACCUGAAUGUCAAGCUGUUCUCCAUGCACGUACCAAAACACAGACCCCUCAAUGUUGACUUGGAGUGGCUGAUUGGUCCUCGUGAAGAGGAAGACAUGGAGGUGACGAUCACCCACAUGGAAGAGAUGAGUAUUACUUCAGGUGAUGCUGUAGUUCCAGACUCAAUCACCUGGAUGCAGGAGAUAAAUGCACAAGAAGCUCUCACAAUGCUGGAAAAAGAACUCUACAAAUUUAUGAAGGUAGAUUACCACAACUUCACUGAAGCAUAUGUGAGAGCCAGCAGUGAGAGCCGGCCAGUGCACUCGGUGGUAUUGUGGGGUGUACUCGACGACCAGUCUUGUUGAGGAUCGGGAAGAGCACUGCGGGAAGGACCACUUGCUGCUCCCAAAGUGCGAGCUUUACUCGGUGAACAUUUUGUCUCGUCUUGGGCACUUGUGUCUGAGCUGAAGAAUUAUGCUGAGAGUUCAUCAAUGGUUGGUGUGUCCCUGGCUGCAAGUCUGAGCCUGGAUGUGUACACUUUCCCUGUGCAAGUUAUAAUACAAGAUGCAUCGGGUUAUGUCGUGUCCUCUGUCAAUGCCAACCAAGUUCUAGAUGCAGAACUUAAUGACACUAUGCUCUUACAAGGCUUCCAUGACCCUGCAGAGUUUGUCUAUUAUAAUUUUCUGGAGCAGGGUUUGAAGAAAUACCAAGACAUAUUUAAUGAAUAAUGUCUUUAUGUACUAAAAGUGCUCACUUUAAGGGACUUGAAUUACAGCAGAAUUAAUAUUUAUUGAUUUUUGGUUGAUCUCUGAUCCCCAAGCUCCCCAAGCUUACAUUGCUUCACGGAGAGAGCCAGAUUCUGGUCAUGGCUUGUAGUAGACCAGGGUGGGUUUCACAGCCCUGGUGCAUCUCCCUAAGGCACUUGGCUCAGGACACUCCUGAGGCUCUCACCGGAUAAGGGAGUUUAAUUACAUUUAACAUGAUUAUCAGCCAAAAGUUAAAGCUAUCAUUGCAACAUUCUUUAGAAUGAGUGCAUUGCAUUCCAUUCCAGUCAGAUUCUAGUGUACUAUAUUCAUAAACUAUAACAUAUUGAAAUUUAAUUGAAAUUGAAAUAAGUUUAUUGAGAUAAAAUACACACAAAGGGAUGAGGUAGCUCAAGCUAUUCUCACCCCGUUCAGUACAUCGUGUUAAUGCAUACAUAUAAACACAUCACAAACAAUAAACAUAUUACCAAACAUUCUGAGACUAUAACAUAUGACUACCUUUACAUUAUUUAAAAAAUAUAUACAAUUACUGUAAUAAAAUUCUUAGGCUGGUAGUGUACCAUAUUUUUCCACAAAAGAUCUUUAAUAAAAAUAAUGUGGCCCAGUGUGACAGGAUUUCAAGGAAUGCGUCGUGUAAAUACUUAAGAGUUGAAGCUCACUGGUUCUCGUAUUGCAGAAUUGCUGCAGCAACAAUGAGGAUCAGUAAUAGUCAGGUUAUCUGAGCACUUUAUGUUUGUAAUAAGCACUUUAAAGCAGACUUUAGUAUUGCUGUUGACUGAGAGGCGACAAUGAUCGACGAUCGAGGGACCAGAGUUCAGUGAUUAUGUGAUACACUGAAGCAUGAUUAUUUCUGUUUAUUUCUAUAAUAUUUACAUAAACAAGAUUUGUCUUUCAUAUGCAUUCAUUGAUUACAUUUAGCAACAUUAUACCAAAAGGAGACCAAAAAGGUUUGACAAAAGCUCAGAACCAUCCACUUGUAAACUGAUAGUCAUGUCUUUAACCCUUGCACUGCACCAGCCAACAUAUUAAGGUGGGGGUGUGCUGGUGUGCCAGCCGACAUGUGAUUAUGUGAGUAUAUCAUGAGAUUCGAAACUCCUAUGCAUACAAGGGGGCACAUAUUUGCUUCCUCGGGCCUCCAGUAACCAUCCCUCAUCUUGAAAAAACAUCCCGAGUCCCUCACUUUUCUUCCAUGGCCUGGGUUACUGAGGCCGAAAUGUUCCUUAGGCCAUGACUUUAGGAACAUGUAGGGCAGCCAUUAUUAGUAUGAAUAAAUAUAUUUGUAUAUACAGUACAGUAUGUAUAUUUAUAUGUAUAUUUUCAAAGUUAUACAUAAUGAACACCAUCUUUGACACAUAGAUACAACUUGUUAGAGUGAAAAACUAAAUAAAUAAAGUGAGAAACAUUGUCAAUAAAUCAACAUUCCCUUUAGGCAACUCUCCUAAUUUAAAAAAAAAUAAAAUGCAACUUCUCCAGACCACUACAGCUAAACUACAAGAGGUAGAAACUUUUUAUUUAGAUUUUCAUGCUUCCUGGGUGCUAAUUAACAAUACCAAAAGAAAAAAAAUACUGUUUUAGAAGAAAUUAUUUUCGGCGCAUCACAGGAAUGUCAUUUUAAAAAAGGUGCGCAGUGCAGGGGUUAAGACAUCCAUGAGAUGCUAGGAUACAAGCACACCGCAUGCUGGGAUACAAGCACACUACAUGCAGGGAUACAAUGCUUUACAUUAUAUAGAUCAAAAGCUUUUUACAAAAUGUUCUAUUAUUAUCGAGAGAUUGUGAUGAUGGCAGUUUUGUGUGCCUGGCCAUCCUGAUACUUGGAUAGGGUUGAGCAGGUGCUUCUCAAGAUGCUCUACUUAAAUAUUAAAUGUUUAUAUAUUAGAAAUUUCUUUUUUGUUAUACUGUAUAUUGUAAAGUACAAUGUUUAUAAACAUAAUUGUUAGACCAUGCAAACUGUUCAUAAUACUGUGCACCUAAGACAAUUAAACUGCAUGAAAUGUGCAUCAUGUGAUAUGCUUGGAUGAUGAUUUGACAGAAUGAUUUGACUGAUAACAGUGUUGGGUUGUGGCUUAUGAAGCUGUGACUGGAAAGCUUACGCUGUGUUACAGUGGAAGGUAAACCUCACAACCACUGCUGUUACUUGUCAUGUCUCAGACCAAGGUAAUAAUUACAUCCCCUGCUGUUACUUGUCAUGUCUCAGACCAAGGUAAUAAUUACAUCCCCUGCUGUUACUUGUCAUGUCUCAGACCACGGUAAUAAUUACAUCCCCUGCUGUUACUUGUCAUGUCUCAGACCACGGUAAUAAUUACAUCCCCUGCUGUUACUUGUCAUGUCUCAGACCACGUUAAUAAUUACAUCCCCUGCUGUUACUUGUCAUGUCUCAGACCACGGUAAUAAUUACAGCCCCUGCUGUUACUUGUCAUGUUUCAGACCAAGGUAAUAAUUACAUCCCCUGCUGUUACUUGUCAUGUCUCAGACCAAGGUAAUAAUUACAUCCCCUGCUGUUACUUGUCAUGUCUCAGACCACGGUAAUAAUUACAUCCCCUGCUGUUACUUGUCAUGUCUCAGACCACGGUAAUAAUUACAUCCCCUGCUGUUACUUGUCAUGUCUCAGACCACGGUAAUAAUUACAUCCCCUGCUGUUACUUGUCAUGUCUCAGACCACGGUAAUAAUUACAUCCCCUGCUGUUACUUGUCAUGUCUCAGACCAAGGUAAUAAUUACAUCCCCUGCUGUUACUUGUCAUGUCUCAGACCAAGGUAAUAAUUACAUCCCCUGCUGUUACUUGUCAUGUCUCAGACCAAGGUAAUAAUUACAUCCCCUGCUUGUGUUGUGUCCCAGACAAAAGUAAUAAUAACUACCCCCUAAGCAAUGAAAUCACAAGAGCAUUAUCAUUCAGUACUGUAUUUGAGAAAAUACUGAAGCCAUAUGAUGGCAGAGCUGACACUUCCACCCACCACAUUGCCAGCAACCAACUGGCAGAAGCAGAUUGGCUUACUCAUAAGCAGUGCUGGCCCUCCAGCAGCCAAUCGUGGUCCUGCACAACUCUAUAGUUACCUCGGGCUGUGGCCUUAUGAGGUGUGCAGCUGUCUACCUCAGCAAUGUCUCUGCAGCCUUGCUAUGCAUGUUAAUUAGUGGCUUUUGUAUAAAUGUGCCUCUUAAUAAUUAAAAUGUUUACUUAAUAUAACCCAUUGCGCCUUCUUGUAAAUAAAUACAAAAAUAAAUAUGCUCACAGUAUAGGGAGCCGGUCGGCCGAGCAGACAGCACGCUGGACUUGUGAUCCUGUGGUCCCGGGGUUGAUCCCGGGCGCCGGCGAGAAACA